Messenger RNA from Moneuplotes crassus, 784 nucleotides. The record is from the annotation of a GenBank genome assembly. Lineage: Eukaryota; Ciliophora; Spirotrichea; Euplotida; Euplotidae.
ACCCUUAAAUUAAUCAAGAAUGCUUAUAAUUAUAAGGAAAAACAAGAAGACAUUGAACAACGCAUCACUGGGCAAAGAGAACUUUUCUUCCAAAGAGAGAAAGAACGCAUCCAGGAAAAAGAAAGGAUCAAAAACGCUAGAAAGCUCACUACGAUCGAUAGGAGGAAAUCUAUGUUUAUUGGAGUACCACAGCAAUCAAAUUCUUUGAACAUAAGAAAGCCAUCACUUGAGAUUAAGACAAGUACUAUAAAGGAAGAGCCUCCUCAGAUUACAGCGAAACCGAUCCUUCACAAAGGAAUUCCUGAGAACCCAACUUUCCCAUUUAUGAAGAAAGAAGGAAGAGGACUAGUAAAAAGGAAGAACAAAAAGAUAGCAGCUGAAGAGUUUGAUUUGAAAGGGGAUUUCCUCAUGUCUCUCUAAUUUUACCUAAAACCCUCGAGAAAUACAAGAACAAAUCUAGAAUCAAUAUGAAGAACUAUAGUAAUUCCAGGUCUAAGCGAGCGCUUAAUUUCAGUAAAUCUCGGAUCUCAGGAGAUCAUGGCAUAACAAGCAACUUUAGUUUAGGGGCUAAUAAUAAUUCUUUCCGAGUAGCGAACCUACCUGAAAUAAAGCUCCAAUCUUUGUCAGACAUGAGACAAGACUUCCGAAGAAAAGUGUUGAUUAGUAAAAAGGACCAUGGCAGUUUAAAAUUAUCUAGCAGUGUGAAUGUAUCCCCAAGGAUAUUUCCAGGCGUGAAUGAAUCUUGAGAAAAGUUGCGUCAGCAAUUAUAAUUACAAAUAUGGAG